Messenger RNA from Thermothelomyces thermophilus ATCC 42464, 1915 nucleotides. RefSeq lists its product as uncharacterized. Gene Ontology annotation, molecular function: ATP binding; protein serine/threonine kinase activity. Gene Ontology annotation, cellular component: cytoplasm. Lineage: Eukaryota; Fungi; Ascomycota; Sordariomycetes; Sordariales; Chaetomiaceae. The coding region runs from base 51 to 1832 and encodes 593 amino acids. The transcript has a single exon. Gene Ontology annotation, biological process: intracellular signal transduction; protein phosphorylation. The record is from RefSeq and is a predicted model, not a curated record.
UUUUUUUUUGUUUGUUUCGAUCUCCGUUCGCUCUCCCCGGGAGCGUCGUUAUGGGCGACAUCAGGGAGUCCUCGGGGCUCUCCGAGGAUAGAACGGAGCCUUUCUCGCAGACCGAGAUCCAGGCUCGCCUGCAACGCUCCCGGAUGGAGCAGUUGGACGCUAUCAACAGCGCAGUCCCGCUGGACAAGCUAGUGGUGCCCCUAGAUGACGAUAUCCGGAUUCUCAUGAGGCCGCUCGCCCGAGACCGCACCGUCCGCGAGAAUCGCAAUGUCGUGCCCCUCUCAUUACCCGCCGAGACGGAAGAAGACGAGACGACCCAGCAGGUCCUGGCCGUCCGUCAGACCGACAGGGACGUCAAUUUUACCGUCAGCAUCCCCGACUACCGAAACCCGGACCGGAGGCUGGCCUGCAUUCUCUUCUACGACCCAAGCAGCGACAACCAGAUCCUUGUCAACCGCUCCAACGUACCUUUUACUCUCUCCCGGAUAUCCCAGGAGCCCGAGGAGACCCGUGGGGUGCGGUAUGAGGUCAAUCCAGAAUUUGAGAAGUCUUUGUCGCCAGGCACCUGGCGUAUCACUAUGGACGGAACUGAUCUGUUGGAUUUCCGCCUCCUCGAGAGGAGGCCGGUGCGGUUGCGGGCCGUGUCGACCGCCUCCUGCGACUCGUCAUCUUCGGGGUCAGGGUCGGGUAGUGAUGUGGUGAACUCCUCCGGCAAGAGGUCCUUCGUGCCCGGCGAGGACGACCCCGCUAGCCCCGAGAAGAAGCGGCGACCGACAAACGGCGCCGGCGAUAAGAAGGAGGACAGCGUCAUCAUGUUCGUGCCGGCUGGCGCCAAGGGAAAAGAACUCGUGGGCGCCACCGGCCAUCCGCUACUAGAUAUGCAGUCCAACGAGACGAUAGAGGUUUCACGCGGAGCGGGACUCGUCGGUUAUACCCUCACCAAGAAAGACCCUAUCGCAUCAACCUCCCUGUCCAGUGUAUUUACGGCUGAGUACUCCGGGGCUCCCGGUCGCUAUGUCGUGGCCAAAGUCCUAAAGACGACGCUGCCCGCAAACGCCAACGCCAACGAGGGCGCUCUUGCCAAGACGGUUAUCCGACAGGCCCAGACGUGGUUGCGAGAGCUGGAGAACCAGGAGAAGGUCAAGCACAAGAACAUUGUCCAAAUAUACGGCGGCGACGCUCGGUUCCUAUCCCUGUACAUGGAGCCCGUCGAGGGGCGGGAUCUCUCCGCCCGGGGUGUCUGGCGGACCCAGGGAACGGACCUAUUCGCCGGCGACCGGUCCGACGCCCUGCGCAUACUCAAGGACACGUCAAGCGGCCUGCACUAUCUCCACUCCCUGCGCCUAGAGCAUAACGACAUCAAGCCCGGGAACAUCCUGUACAGCCGGGAACGCGGCGCCGUCGUCUGCGACAUGGGCUUGUCGUCGGAAAAGGGUGCGAGCACGGGUGGCGGAACUCCGUGGUAUGUGCCGCCGGAGUACAUCGGUCUGCGUCAGCGUGGCCCCCCGAGCGAUGUGUGGGCGCUGGGGGUCGUGAUGCUGUACGUGAUGCGCAAGAUCUCCUGGCCGGACAUCCGGGGUGACCGCCGACAUCCCCGUCACCUCUACUGGACCAUCGCCCAUGUGCACGAGAAACGGCCGAACCUGCAGGUUACGGCUGUUUCGCAGAUGCGAAGGUGGCUGAGCGAGGUUAACGCGGUGCGCAGCAGCCUUGACCUGAACGAUAAGCUGGAGCGGCUGGUGCAUGGCAUGCUUGCCCCCAACCCGAGGGAACGGUUGACCAUGAAGGAGAUUGUCAACCAAUUAUUUGUUGAUCAAGGACCGGACAGGUGACGGCGGCAAUACGCCAGGCAUAUUUGCACUAACAUUCUACAUGACGCCCGUGCCAUCAGCAAUAUCUACAAAUCAUUGGCCUC